CCCUUUUUUCUAAAUGUGAUCAUGUUCAUUCAGAGCUCAGUCGCUCAGAUCAUCACACCUCUCUGUCCUUUGUCUUUGUUCUCUCGUCUCUCCAUCCAUCCAUUCAUUCAUCCAUCCAUCCAUCCGUCCUCCCCCCUCUCUCUGUCCAUCCAUGUGAAUGAUGUCCAGUCUUUGGUUUCUGACAGUCCAUUUACUUGGAGGUUCUCUGCUGCUGCUGACUGCUGUUUGUGAGGCUCAGUACUACAGCAACGUCACGCCGCCUCCAGACUACGAGUCAGACUACAACUCUACCUUCGAGUACAGCUUCUUCAGUAACAGCAGCAGUGAGGACCUGGAGUGGUUUAUUGGUGAGGUGGAUGGGGAGGAGGAGGAAGAAGAAGAAGAAGAAGUGUCUGUCACUUCAACAACUAUAUCCAGCAAGUCCACAGAGAGAAGCGAGGACACUACUGAGAACAACGCCUCAAUUCCUGUUUCUCUGGAACUCAGGAAGCUGCUCUGGACUUCGGUUAUCCUGAUGGUUCUGAACUUACAGCAGCUGUGACACAAACUCAUGAGAAAACGUGAACUUCCAGGUCUUGGUGGGUCUGCUGAAUCACCUGAAGUAAGGUGGGUGGGGUCUCUUUGAUGUCAGCAGAGGCUGAACUGACUGGUCCACACACGGCUGCCCAUCGCUCUGGUUGGAUGUCUGCCAAUCCCAGACCUCCUUUCUCAGCAACAGAGUUCUGAAAUCGACUUCAAGAAGACUGAAAUGUGUCACAUACUGAAUCAUUUUAAAGGGGAAUCUGCCUAAUUAAGACAGGAUCAAGAUUUUCUCUUUGUGGGAAUAUUUUGAAAAAUAUGAUGGAAAUAUUUAAAAGUAUGUAUGUUUGUUAAUGCCAAAAUUGGUUGCAUUAACCUGUCUUCUAGAAAAGAAAUUUACAACCAAACAUCACAUCUACUUUAACGUGAGGAGUCUGGAAAUCAUUUUAAGCACAUAUUUAUCAAGAACUAAACUCCUAAUACCAAAUUGUGGUCCAUAGGUUUAGUGUUUCUCCAAAAUACUUUAUUUUACAGUUUUGCAUCCACUUUAGCUCAUAGCCAUCAGGAACCGCAAACGACACGGGCUUUUCAUUAAUUUUAAGGUUCCAAUAUUUUUAGAAAUAUGCCCCACAAAAACCUCUAAAACAAAGUAAAGAUUUGCUUCUAUGACAUAUUGUCUGCAUUUCAAAAAAUACAUAUGCUUUUAACUGAAAGUAAUUACAAAGAGGAAGCACAUUUUUGAUGGAUGUGAAAUAAAGACACUUGUUUUUUUUAAGAGAAAUAAGUUGUUUUGUUUGGAUCUAUAAUAUUCUGCAAGAAAACAAAAUGGAAAAUAUACAUUCUAACUACUGGUGGUACUGGAAAUAGGGGCCCAAUUAAAUGAGAAGCAUUCCUGUGGCUAUUUCUUGGCUAAGGAAGAUUAACACAUGAGAUUUACUUGAAAUACAUGGUCUCUUGUAUUUCUCAUUUUGAAGAGUGAGCAAUGGGCCACUGAGUGCUCUCUGGUCAAGUAAAAAAGGUAUAAUUUAAAAACAUAUCCCAUUACAUUUAUUUUAUAUGAAUUGUUGGUGGUGUCAAUAAUUGUAAUUUCUAAAUGUGGGGUUUUUUUCCACUGAGUGAAUGUACUAAACUUAAAGGUGGGAUUUGUCCGUGCAAGCUUAUGUUAUACUGCAAUAAAAGAUGAAUUGUUUAAAGUUUUUACAUAUCUUCAAGCAGGGCUAAAAUAAAUGUGAAAAGUCCUGUGAGAGAUAAAGUCUGUAAUUUCAGAUCAAUUACAAUUAUUGCUAAUAAACAGAAAUAUUUUCUUUACAAGGUGGAUAAAUAAAAAUCUUCUAACCUAAGGUGGGUAAUCAGGUUCAGGCUGUUUUGUAUGGCAGCAGUUAUGUGCAGCUUCCAUAAAUAAAAGUAUCUUAUCUUCUCUUGCUUUUCCACUUCAUCAUAUCAGGAUUAAAAUGUUCUGGGAGGCUUUAGAUGAAUGGUGUAAGCAGUCCAGACGAUCUCAAAGCACCUUGUUUUGAACACCCGAUUGUGUGCAAGGGAAGGAAUACUGAGAAAACAUUGUUGAUGAAUCUGGCCAAGGACACGGUGUGACCUCCUUCUGGAGACUCUGAUGCAGCUCAUAAAGACCUGGAAAUGAACGAGUGGAUGUAUUUUUGAAAACAUUCAGUAAUAAAUGAUUAUUGAUUUCUUAUGAGAAGUAAAGGUCCAACAUUUGGCAGUUGAUUUUAGUUUCAUGUUUAAGCAAAAAUACAAAAUAUAUCCCAUAACAAUGGAGCUUUCUUUAUUUCCUAUGAGUCACUUGUGAUGUCUAAUAUUAAAAAAUAGUUUUCACUAAGGUUACAUUAACUCACAAUAAAGAAAUAAAAAUGUUCUUACACGUUUGUAUUUGAAGAGAUUAAUAUGUUCAAAUAUUAAUCAGAAAUGCUAUUUUAUGCCCUAUACUUUGUUAUUUUUGUGUGCAUUAAAUGCCUUGCCAUGUCAAAAUAAAAGCCUCUCAGAAAGUGCUGCAACACAUCACUAGAUUGUAAACAAUAAAACACAUUUUGUUAGAAAUACUUUUAGAAAACAAUCCUUUUAUUUCUGUUAUUUUUACAAACAGAAGCAACAUGCAGGGAGGGGGUUUUAUGAGCAAAAUUGACCUAAAUAAGCAAUGAGACUUGACUGAUUAAAAAAUCAAAACUGGUUUUAAAUGUAAUUCAAAGAAGAUGGGGUUUUUUUUCUAUGUGUUUUGACAUAAAAUUUACAAAAUUACUUAUUAUUUAAUUCACCAAGCAGCACUAGCUGAACCUCAAUUAAGUGAACAUAUGAUUUAUUUUUUUCAAAUAAAUAUUUCAACCUUUGAUAAAC
Messenger RNA from Girardinichthys multiradiatus, 2865 nucleotides. RefSeq lists its product as uncharacterized. NCBI's taxonomy places the organism in Eukaryota, Metazoa, Chordata, Actinopteri, Cyprinodontiformes, Goodeidae. The record is from RefSeq and is a predicted model, not a curated record. The transcript has 5 exons. Bases 158 to 541 code for a protein of 127 amino acids.